Malurus melanocephalus (red-backed fairy wren) is the source of this 3724-nucleotide messenger RNA. Its product is annotated as mucin-2-like. The record is from RefSeq and is a predicted model, not a curated record. The transcript has 11 exons. Bases 6 to 3089 code for a protein of 1027 amino acids. Lineage: Eukaryota; Metazoa; Chordata; Aves; Passeriformes; Maluridae. Gene Ontology annotation, biological process: nervous system development.
GCGCCAUGGAGCGGCCCCGGCUCCCGCUGCCCCGGCURCCCCGGCUCCUGGCCGCCGCAGUGCUCGUGGAAUGCUUCGCACGGCUUUGCCCUGCUCUGGGCAGCGGGACCGGCUCCACUCCGAGCGCCGCUGACCCCUGCGCCCACCUGGGCACCGCGACGGGGGAGCGCUGCCAGACAGAUCACCCGGAGCGAGCUGCAGGCACCGGGCGGGCGCUGACACCAGAGCCCMUGGGGCAGCUGUGGACAGAGGCUGAACUGCUGCCCUUCCCUGGGACCCCCGCCGGGACAGUCGAGCUCUCCAACCCCCAGGAGAGCCCCAGAGGCGCCGGGCUGGGCAGGGAGGGGUCAGGGGCGGCAGUGCAGGGUGGAACAACCACCGAGCCCACGGGACCCCUGGUCUCUGCAGGCACAGGCAGGGAGCAGCCAUCCCCUGCCCGUGUGCAGCUGAGCAGCGCGGAGACCCCAGCCCCUGUGGAGGCAGGCACAGAUCCUGCCACCAUGUACCCCCUCGGGACUCACCCUGCAGGAMGUGUGACAAAGGAAGGUGCCACGACCCCGCAUGGGACCCUUUCACAUUCAUCACCCUCUGUGACAGUGCCAGGCUCUGCCAGGGGACASUGGAGGUCCACCAGCACCCUGCUGGGAUGGAGGUCCGUUGGAACAGCCCUCUUGCAGAGCCAGAGUGCCACUCUCCAGCUGGGUGACAGCAGCCCAGGGACCCGCCCGAGCACUGUGCUGGCCACUGACAGCUCAGCGCCAGGGACAACAGGGACAUCUCCCUUUGCUGGGGGGCUGCAGAGGCUGCUGACCCCCACAGGGACACUGCGGGGGACACACCAGGGGCUGCAAGGGCCAGGGCUGUCAGAAGGACAGGGCUUUGGCUCCCACCCACAGCAGGGUCCCCGCUCUGCCCCUCUCCCCUCUGCACUGUCCCUGGGGCCUGGUGGGGGUCCUUUGGCCAGCACAGCCUGGCCAGCUGUGGGGACAGACCCAGCCCCACUGCCUGCCACACAGAGGGGCUCAGCUCUGCUUCUCCCCACCACCAUGGCCAGCGUCCCAGGGGUGACAUCCGCCAGCCAGGGAGGAGUGCAGGACCUGACCACAAGGGUCUUGGGCCCACUUGAAAAGGGGGGUUCCCCUGAGCACAGUCACAUCCCCCAGAGCCGAUCAGCCAUCCCGGGGCAGUCCCCCAUCCCCAUGGCCCCUGGCAGCACUGCAGUGGCACAGGAWGGGGUGACACAUGCCAAUCCUGGRUCCCCCCUCAUCCCCCUGAACCCACAGUCUGCCCCAGCCGGUGUCUCUGCAGUGACCCUGCUGCCGACCCCCCUGCCUUCCCCAGGGACUGGCUGGGGCAUCCUGGGGUUCCGCCCCACGGUGGGCACCCCCCUGGGAGACCCCUCCCCAGGGCUGCCCUAUUCCAGCUCAAGGGUGGCUCCUGCUGAGGGCUCUCCAUCCCUGGGGGUGCCCCAAAUGGGGGUGGACAGCCUGCCCCCCUCCUCAGCACCUGGGCCUCCCCGGCAGCCAUCUUCAUCCCAGCCUGCAUCUUCCCAGCCUGCAUCAUCCCUGGGACAGACCACUGCUAUUGGUGUCACCACCACCGCUGUCACUGCCACCAUCACAGCAGAACRGCCUGGGGACAUGGGGACACGCAGACCAGAGCUGGAUGCUGCUGUGCUGCAGAGGGAUGUGAUGGGACUGACUUGGGGACCCCCARCUCAUGUGCCCACUGUGAUGCCCGGGCCCCCCCAGCAGCCCACGGGUUCCCAUGGGACCUUGGGCCAUGGUGGGGGCCCUGGGUUCUCCCCAGCUGCUGUGGACGCAGAUCUGGCCCAGCCAUCGAGCAGCCCUGCAGGGAGGACGGUCACCGAUAUCCACCAAGUGAUACCAGCUGGGGUGGGCAGGGCCCCGCAGGUUUUCAUCGUGGAAGAUCAGCCACCACUCCUGAGAGCACCCCUCCUGCGUUUUCCCUGUGAGCUGGUGCUGGAUAUGGACUUUGUCCCGGCCCUGCAGGACCCCGGGUCCCGUGAGCACCAGGAGCUGCUGCAGAGCUUCAACCAGACCGUCACACCCCUCUUCACAUCGGUGCCCGGGUUCCUGMGGCUGGAGGUGACAGCGAUCAGGAAGGGCAGCGUGGUGCUGCGCUAUGAUGCGCUGUUCGCGGCGGAGCAGCUGCCCGUGCCAGGGCUGGAUGAGCUCCUCGGGGCCGUGCUGGGCUCGGUCAGUGCCCAGCCAGGGCUGGCAGUGGGUACAGUCCCUGUCCUGCGACACGUGGCUCUGGCGUGGCCGCUGGACCCCUGUGCCGUGCUCUUUGUCUGCCCGGCCGGCUUCGCCUGCGUGUCCGGGGAGGAUGGCAACGCCACCUGCACCUCCCUGUGCCACCGCGACUACUGCAAGAACCACGGCAUCUGCACCCACGCCCGGGACCACCAGCCCCGCUGCCAGUGCCCCGUGGGCAGCGAUUUCUGGUUCAUGGGGCUGCGCUGUGACUACCGCGUGACACAGCAGAGCCUGCUGGGGAUGGCGGCYGGGGUCCUGCUCAGCAUCCUCCUCCUGGGCGCCGUCCUCGCCGCCGUGGCUGUGCGCCGCUUCAAGGUGCUGCUGCUGGAGGCCAGGGCUGACCAGACCCAGAGCAGCUACCGGCGCUUCUGCCGCCUGGACGAUGUCUCUGCCCAGUACUGGUCACGCUCGGGGCUGCCCUCGGCCAGCUCGCUGGACAACCCGGCCUUCAGCAACUCGGAGGAGCUGCUGCACCUGCAGAUGUUGGACAAUGGCUGCUGUGGCUGCCAGGAGGAUUCGGCCACCACCGACGGUGCCAAGCGGGGCCCGGCACCCUGCGCCCACCCGCAYUGCCGGCCCAGUUUCCAUUAUGAGUGGGACACCAGUUCCAGCAGCAUGAACGACCCCAUGGUGGACUCGGGGAAAGCCAGUGACAUCUCAGUGUCGAGCUGGCCCAUGGAGCCCAUCCAGUGGGCUCCCUUCCCUCUCCUCCACCAGCUUUCCAGGCAGCGACCGCAGAAGGCCCGUGGGCCACAGUCGUUCUCCGAGGGGCUGGAGCUGGGCACCCUGGAGCGGAGCUGGACAGCCUGAGGCCACGGACASACAGCAACGAGGUUCAGCUUUAAAACCAACCACAUUUUAUUUCCACGUAACGAGCUCAGUGAAGGAAUUCCACACACUUGGACGAUACAAUCAACGCGGGUGUGAUGUCAGUGAUGUCAGUCCCAGCGGGGCAGAGGCCCGGCGAGCCCCUGCCCACGGGUUCCUGUCCGGGCCUCACAAGCUCUGGCCGGCACUGYGGGCUCCAGAGCAGGCAGACACAGAGAGGUGUCAGGACACAGUGCUGGCAUCCACCAGGUCAUGACUUACAGGGGCAGUCUGGGCAGAAAGGCUGGCGGCUUCCGGAGGGCACAUCGUACUAUGGACACACGGGCUCUGCCCCGCGGCCGCCGCUGAAGGGAGAUACACGAAAGCGCUGCUGCGUCGUUCAUCAUGAUUCAUGUCAAUGAGGUAUAAACACCAGGAUGUUGUAAGCAUUAAAGUUUAUUUUCCAAAAUGCUCUCCUUAUUCGCACGUGUCCUCUGGAGCAUCGAGCUGGGCACAAAUGGUGGGGGCUGGAAAUGGGGCGUUGUACGGAGGGCGAGGGCAACRGGGUCCCAAAAGGUGCUCGGAUAGAAAAGGAAACGCAAGCUGCAGUUCUACACUUAGACUCUCAUAGUCUCAGA